AUGCCACGGGCCCCAGAGGCCCCCACGGUGCAGGUGCAGGUGCGGGUGCGGGUGGACGACCAGCUCUUCCAGGCCGAGCGGGCCCUGCUGGUGGAGCACUGCGGCUUCUUCCGCGGUCUCUUCCGCUCCGGCAUGCUGGAGACGCGCGCGGCCGAGGUGCGCCUGGGCGCGCUGAGCGCCGCCGGCUUCCACACCACGCUGCAGGUGCUGCGCGGCGAGCGGCCGGCGCUGGUGGCCGACGAGGAGCUGCUGCAGGCCGUGGAGUGCGCCGCCUUUCUGCAGGCGCCGGCGCUGGCGCGCUUCCUCGAGUACAGCCUCACGUCGGACAACUGCGCGCUGCUGUGCGACGCGGCCGCAGUCUUCGGCCUGCAGGACGUGUUCCACAGCGCCGCGCUCUUCAUCCGCGAUGGCGGGCGCGAGCUGGCGGCCGAGCUGGCGUUGCCCGAGGCCCGCGCCUACGUGGCGGCGCUGCGUCCCAGCAGCUACGUGGCCGUGAGCACGCACACGCCGGCGCCGGGCUUCCUGGAGGACGCGUCCCGCACGGUGUGCUACCUGGACGAGGAGGAGGACGCGUGGCGCACGCUGGCCGCGCUGCCCCUGGAGGCCAGCACACUGCUGGCGGGCGUAGCCACGCUGGGCAACAAGCUGUACAUCGUGGGCGGCGUGCGGGGUGCCAGCAAGGAGGUGGUGGAGCUGGGCUUCUGCUAUGACCCCGAGGGAGGCACGUGGCGCGAGUUUCCCAGCCCGCACCAGCCGCGCUAUGACAUGGCGCUGGCCGGCUUCGACGGCCGUCUCUAUGCCAUCGGUGGCGAGUUCCAGAGGACGCCCAUGAGCUCUGUGGAGAGCUAUGACCCAGCCGUGGGCUGCUGGAGCUUCGUGGCCGACCUGCCCCAGCCAGCUGCGGGAGUGCCCUGCGCCCAGGCGCGUGGCCGCCUCUUCGUGUGUCUGUGGCGGCCAGCCGACACCACAGCUGUGGUGGAGUACGCUGUGAAGGCAGACACGUGGCUGCCAGUGGCCGAGCUGCGGCGUCCGCAGAGCUACGGUCACUGCAUGGUGGCCCACCGCGACAGCCUCUACGUGGUGCGCAACGGACCUAAAGACGACUUCCUCCACUGCGCCAUCGACUGCCUCAACUUGGCUACGGGCCAGUGGACCGCACUGCCUGGCCAGUUUGUCAACAGCAAGGGAGCGCUCUUCACUGCAGUGGUGCGCGGCGACACAGUCUAUACGGUCAAUCGCAUGUUUACAUUGCUCUAUGCCAUCGAGGGUGGCACCUGGAGGCUGCUCAGGGAGAAGGCCGGCUUCCCACGGCCGGGGUCCUUGCAGACCUUCCUCCUUAGGCUUCCUCCUGGCACUCCGGGGCCUGUGGCCCCAACAACACCAGAACUGUGAUCCUGAGUUGGCCUUUAGGAGGGGAUAUCCCGAGUCUUCGCUGAGCCAUGGCUGAGUCUAUAAGGCUGGCCUUUGAAGAUCCUUGGAACUUCUGUCUCCCUGGUUGAGACAUGCAGGUCUUGGGCCUUGUGAU
This is a messenger RNA of Lontra canadensis (Northern American river otter), 1525 nucleotides long. RefSeq names its product kelch repeat and BTB domain containing 13 (gene KBTBD13). The coding region runs from base 1 to 1392 and encodes 463 amino acids. Lineage: Eukaryota; Metazoa; Chordata; Mammalia; Carnivora; Mustelidae. The transcript has a single exon. Gene Ontology annotation, molecular function: protein binding. The record is from RefSeq and is a predicted model, not a curated record.